AUGCAAGUGUAUUUGGGAUAUCCUCCCAGGCCCUACUUUCUUGAUCCUGAUACAGGAAGUGAUCUAACUUGGCUUCAAUGCGAUGCCCCUUGCAUUAGAUGUACAAAGUUUACUCAUUCAGAGUAUGACCUUGUUGUAUUAUUUCAAAUCUUUCACUCGAGCGAUUAUAAAUGUGAGACUCCAGAGCAAUGUGAUUAUGAAGUUGAGUACGCGGACGGAGGUUCCUCUCUGGGCGUUCUUGUCAAUGAUUUCUUCACUCUCAAUCUCACCACUGGAGUUCGGAUGAGUCCUCGUUUGACCAUUGGAUGUGGGUACGAUCAGCUACCCGGGGCGUCUGACCACCCCUUGGAUGGAGUGUUCGGCCUAGGGAGAGGGAAAUCCAGCAUUGUGUCGCAGCUCCGCGAUCAGGGAGUUGUAAAGAACAUCUUCGGCCACUGCAUAGGUGGGCAGGGAGGCUUUCUCUUCUUGGGAGAUGUUUACGAUCCUUCACGCAUCACAUGGACACCGAUGUCUCGUGAUCACACAAAGCACUAUGCAGCCGGAUCGGCCGAGCUUCGUUUUGGUGGGAGAAGCACAGGCUUCAAGAACCUAGAUGUGAUUUUCGACAGCGGGAGCUCCUACAGCUACUUCACUUCUCAGAUUUACCAUGCUCUUCUCACUCUGAUACACAAAGAAUUAAGUGGGAAGUCUCUGAAAGAAGCAACUGAUGACCACACCCUCCCAUUCUGCUGGAGAGGCAAGAAGCCUUUCAAGAGCACGCGAGACGUGAGGAAGUACUUCAAGUCUCUAGCAUUUAGCUUUUCCAGCGGCUGGCGAAGCAAAUCUCAGUUCGAGAUCCCACCAGAGGGGUACCUCAUAAUCUCCUCGAAGGGCAACGCGUGCUUGGGAAUUCUGAAUGGUACUGAUGUGGGUUUGAACAAUGUCAACAUGAUUGGAGAUAUCUCAAUGCAGGAUAAACUGUUGGUCUAUGACAACGAGAAGCAAUCGAUAGGCUGGGCUGCUGCCAACUGCGAGCAGCACCUGAGAUCAAGUUCCAUGUAG
Messenger RNA from Salvia splendens (bonfire salvia), 1041 nucleotides. RefSeq names its product aspartic proteinase Asp1. The record is from RefSeq and is a predicted model, not a curated record. The coding region runs from base 1 to 1041 and encodes 346 amino acids. NCBI's taxonomy places the organism in Eukaryota, Viridiplantae, Streptophyta, Magnoliopsida, Lamiales, Lamiaceae. Gene Ontology annotation, molecular function: aspartic-type endopeptidase activity. Gene Ontology annotation, biological process: proteolysis. The transcript has 8 exons.